Molecule: messenger RNA, 10104 nt
Organism: Dromiciops gliroides (monito del monte)
Lineage: Eukaryota; Metazoa; Chordata; Mammalia; Microbiotheria; Microbiotheriidae
Gene: NRG3
Product: neuregulin 3
Exons: 10
Coding region: 131-2242 (703 amino acids)
Biological process (GO): nervous system development; animal organ development; intracellular signal transduction
Molecular function (GO): chemorepellent activity
Source: RefSeq, a predicted model, not a curated record
AGAUUCGCAUGCUGCUGCUGCUGCCGCCGCCGCCGCCGCCGCCGCCGCUGCUGUUUUCCGCCCGCCGGCUCCCGGUCCCUGAUGUCUCUCUGGCUUCCCCGCGGGGGGCGAAGGUGAAAAGGCUCCUAGAAUGAGUGAAGGGGCGAGCGGUGCCUCCCCACCUGGUGCCGCUUCUGCCGCCGCUGCCACAGCGGCCGCCGCCGCCGCCGAGGAAGGGGCAGCGGCGGCGGCGGGCGGGGGCCAGGACGGGGAAGGGGCGGCCGAGCCCCCCCGGGAGUUACGCUGUAGCAACUGCAUUGUAUGGAACCGGCAGCAGACUUGGCUUUGCGUGGUGCCCCUGUUCAUCGGCUUCAUCGGCCUGGGGCUCAGCCUCAUGCUCCUUAAAUGGAUCGUGGUGGGUUCCGUCAAGGAGUACGUGCCCACCGACUUGGUGGACUCCAAGGGGAUCGGCCAGGACCCCUUUUUCCUCUCCAAGCCCAGCUCCUUCCCCAAGGGCAUGGAGACCACCACGACCACGACCACCACAUCCACCUCCACCUCUACCCCGUCCUCGGGCACCGCCUCCUCCAGGACGCCCAACAGGAUUAGCACUCGUCUGACCACCAUUACGCGGGCGCCCACUCGCUUCCCUGGGCACCGGGUGCCCAUCCGGGCCAGCCCCCGCUCCACAACGGUGCGGCACACCGCAGCCCCCCCGACAGUACUCUCCACCACGGUCCCCUUCUUCAGCAGCAGCACGCAGGGUUCCCGCCCACCCCUGCCAGGGGCCCCCAGUACCCAGCCAAUGCCCUCUUGGCCCACUGCGGCAUACGCUACCUCCUCCUACCUCCACGACUCAACUCCCUCCUGGACCCUGUCUCCCUUUCAGGAUUCUUCCUCCUCCUCUUCCUCCUCCUCCUCCUCCUCCUCCUCCUCUACCACCACACCAGAAACUAGCACCAGCCCCAAAUUUCAUACGACUACAUAUUCCACUGAAAGAUCAGAGCACUUUAAGCCGUGCAAAGACAAGGAUCUUGCAUAUUGUCUGAAUGAAGGAGAAUGCUUUGUGAUUGAAACCUUGACGGGGUCACACAAACACUGCCGGUGCAAAGAAGGCUACCAAGGAGUCCGCUGUGAUCAGUUUUUGCCGAAAACCGAUUCCAUCUUGUCGGAUCCAACAGACCACUUGGGGAUUGAAUUCAUGGGUAAAUCACUAAAUAAAAUUGAGAGUGAAGAAGUUUACCAAAGGCAGGUGCUUUCAAUUUCUUGUAUCAUCUUCGGUAUCGUCAUUGUGGGCAUGCUCUGUGCUGCAUUCUACUUCAAAAGCAAGAAACAAACUAAGCAAAUCCAGGGGCAGCUGAAAGAAAUGCAGAAUGGUAAAAAGUACAGCCUCAAUGCCUCCAGCAUGAUGGUCAAGUCAGAAAACAUGGUGCAGAGCAGAGGUCAGCAGCAAAAUUAUUCAAAGACAGAAAGGCACCCGGGGCGCACCUUAGAGAAAAUGAUGGAAUCCAGUUUUACUGGCAACCAACCUUUCCCAGAAGUCCAUUCUCCUGACAGAGGAAGCCAGUCCUUCAAACACCACAGGAGUCUAUCUUCAUGCUGCAGCCCAGGGCAAAGGACUGGGAUGCUACAUCGGAAUGCUUUCAGAAGGACACCACCUUCUCCUCGGAGUCGACUCAAUGGGAUUGCAGGACCAGCAUAUCAACAACUGGAAGAGGCAAGGAUUGCAGAUCAUGACACAAUUCCUUGCCAAGGGUAUCCAUCCAAUGGAUUAAAAACCCAACAAAAUACAACAAUAAAUAUGCAACUGCCUUCAAGAGAGACAAAACCCUAUUUUAAUAGCUUGGAUCAAAAGGGCCUGGUGGGAUACUCAUCCACAAGGGCCAGUUCUGUUCCCAUCAUCCCUUCAGUGGGCUUAGAGGAAGCCUGCAUGCAAAUGCCAGGUAUUUCUGACAUCACAAGCCUCAAAUGGUGCAAAAACUCCUGUUCUGCUGAACUUGUCAAUGUGAGUGGUCCAGUCAGCAAUUGUCUUAUAGUAGAACAACAAGAAGUAAAAAUAUUGCUAGAAACUGUCCAGGAGCAGAUCCGGAUUCUGACUGAUGCAAGAAGGUCAGAGGACUAUGAACUGGCCAGUGUUGAAACUGAGGACAGUGCAAGUGAAAACACAGCCUUUCUACCCAUGAGUCCCGUGGCCAAAUCAGAAAGAGAGGCACAAUUUGUCUUAAGAAAUGAAACACAAAGAGACUCAGCAUUGACCAAGUGACUUGGGAAAUAAGGAUCUGUGCAUUCAGUGCUUUGCUAAACAGGAAAGAGAGGAAAUUAAAUACAAAUUAUUUAUAUGCAUUAAUUUAAAAGCAUCUACUUAGAAGAAACCAAAUAGUCUAUCGCCCUCAUAUCAUAUAGUGUUUUUUAACAAAAUAUUUUUUUAAAGGGAAAGAAACAUUUCAGGAGGGAUAAAGCUUACAUCAAAAGCUUUUUGGUAGGAUUCUGAAUAGACUUUCAGUUAGUUUUAGCACUGUUCUCUUUGGCUCUUAGAAGGCUUGGGCUAUGCAUAAACACCACUUCAAAAGUUCAAUGUUGGCCUUAGAUUCAUUUGGGGUUUCAAGGUUGAAAAGCAGAAUCCUAUUCACUGAAUGCAGACUGUUUGGUGAACAGGUCCUUGCAGCUUUGCUGGAAUAUGCUCAAACCUUUAACUUCUUGUCCACCUAAUAUGAUCACUGAAGGUUCCACUGUGGCAACAUAUUUUAAUAUUCCCCAUCUGAUUUUGAAAUAGUGGCACAAAAAUACUUAAACUUUGGAAUGGUCAAAAGCACAGGAGAUGCAGGUGCCCUCCACAACCCUACAGUGCACUGUGAGAGUAAAGGUUUUCAAGUCCUAGAAAUUGAGGGAGUUCUAAGUAUGACACUGGCAGAAACAGUCAACCACCAUAAUGUGGGACAAAAUAUUCUACAUAAAAAGUUAGCCUUUGAAGCUCUUGAUUUUCAAAGGAACACUUGUAGGGAUAUGUGUGUAUGUAUGUGUGUCCGUGUGUAGGUGUGCCUGCAUGUACUCACAUGAACCUGUGUGUGUAUGUGUGGGCUUUCUUUCCUCUUAACUUUUAUAUAUAUAUAUAUAUAUAUAUACAUAUAUAUAUACAUAUAUAUAUGUAUAUAUAUAUAUUUUUUUCCUUCUGAGAUAAGUCAGGGAAUCCAAUAUUCAGCCAAAUGUGUUUUCACUUUAAGUCCAAAUUUUAUUUUUACUUUUAAUUUUGCAUUAUAUAUAAACAGUAAGUUCCUAGAACCCUAGGCACUCUCAAACAUUCCUCUGCCUUUUUUUAGAAGAAAGCAACAUUUCACCAGAUAACAUUAAAUUAUGAAUUUAAUAAAUUAAAGGUGUGUUAUUUUUAUUUUUGAAAAUUUGAAUUAUGUCUGUCCAUACAGUUAACCAGAUAUCCUUCUCAUCUUCACUGAUAAAAAGGCUGCUAUUUAUUUUUUAUCUAGUCUAUUCCACAUGAACUAAGGCAUUUGGCUUUUCUUGUUAGGAAGGGAGGGGCAAAUUGCUAGAAGAACAUAGGCCAAAUUCCUCAGUUCACUGGAAACAUGUUGAUGGCCCAGUAAAUAGUGAUAUAUGUUCAUUUGCAAUAAAGCAAUAUUUUGACCACUGGCAAGUAAAUGUCAACAUUUUCUAAAGGUUUAUCUUUUUCCCCCUUUCAUAGGACAUUAAAGAAAACUAGCAUUUUCCUAAUCAGUAGUUUUAGCCACCUAGACAGUUAUCAUUAACCUACCACUUCUGUGGCUACAAUAUUUACUCUCUAUUUUCAUUUUCAAAAAGGCAAAGAAGUUGAAAGGACACCCAAAUUCUGAAGGAUGUUGGAGAAGUUUUUCUUUGUACAUUAUCAUUGCACAGAAUGGCUUUGGGUUAUAACCCCUUAUGAAGCAAACCUGGAUGCCAUAAAUUUCUCAUUGUAAAUUAAUUUGAUAUUGAAGAUGUCGUGUGGGAUUGCUUUUGGAGAAGAAACAAUAGACUUUAGCAAUGGGUUUCAAAAAUAAGCUUACCUUAACCCAAGUAGAGUAGGAGAACAUAAAAUUCUUCAUGUUUCACUUGAUUUUAAAGAGAGAUUUCAACUAGGUGGAGUUACUAUUACUAUUACUAUUAGUCCAGUGAAAGAAUGUGCAGCUCAUUUAUGAACUGCCCUUAUAAGUUGUUAGCCUGAGUGAAAAGAGAGGCAUUAAUGAUAAUAAUUUAACAAAGAUGUAUGUCUUUUUUUUUUUAAAUGCCAUACUUUUCUUUGAAUGGGAAAAAUAUUUACAAAGGUAAAUUUCUAAAUUGUGUGCCCUAUUCCCCCCACAUGUGUAAAUUCCUGUUGGAUGGGAGUGAUGAUUUUGCCAAUGUGUCCCCAUGUAAUGAGUAGGCAGUACAGGUGAGUAUGUGAAAGCACAUUACCCAUAGAUGUAUCCACUAAAAUGGAAUUUGUUCCUCAGCUCCAUCUGCGCACUGUUCAGCUAGCUGGGAGAAGUUAUAUAAUUUGUGAUACAUAAAUUUAUUUAAUAUCUUAGCUGUCCUACAAAGAAUUAAGCUACCCAAUUGCAACUAAAGUUGGUUGCACUUUUGCCAAUUUCUCUCUUAAGCUUCUCUCAAUAAAAAAUAAAAACAAUCCCAUGCUAUUUAAAUUAUGAAAUGAGAUCCAUAUAUAUGGGAUUCUAGGCAUCAAAUAGCCUAUAAGCUAUUAAUCACACACAUAUACUCCCAAUAGAAAUCCUGACAUUAUCAUGGAAGUGGACAUAAUAGAGUUAUUCAGCUGUUUUUUUUAUCUUAAAAAUUGUCAAUUUUUAAACAAAAAUUUUCUAGCAAUUUAUCUGUUUAAGAGUUUUAAAGAUUUACUCUGCCUAUUUUGGUUAAUGUCCCAUUUCAAAAAUGUACUAGCAGAAAAUAUGUAUCCAUACAUAUGAAUUUAAAAGAUCUGCAUAGAAACACUUUAAAAGUCAUGUUAAACACCAAACACCUGGAGCUUGUCACUACUUUGUCCUUAGAACUAUUUUUCCUUAAAGCAAAUCUGUGUGGUUCAAUAAGACACUUUUGGGUUUUUUUUUAAAUGUCUCCCCCCCCCCUUCUUUAUUAUGUGAACCAGAGGCCUCAGUUAAAUUGAAUUUGUUAUUCAUUCUCCAUUUCAGACUGAAGUUUGCCUAUUGUGUUAUAUUAAGGCACUUCUUUCUGUCCCUUCACUAAAAAGAAUUAUUAUUUGCCAGAGGUUGCUGAAAAAUGUUAAUGUCAUUGAUGAAUGGGAGAUGGAGGGUAUUCUGGGAAAAAAGACUGGAAAUGAAAGAUUAACAUCUAGAACUUGUCCCUCAUUUUCUUGGGGAAGGGAGAUAUGGUGAGUUACAUUAUGUUUCUGUGAGUGGUCACCCCACCUUGUUUUGAGUUAAGGACUUGGCAUUUACAAAGUAAUCACAUAUUUAGUGUACUUUCAUUAUUUUAAGUGGUAGAAGAAAUAUGUGAACUGAAUGAAAUAUUUUUUUCAAGGCUUCCUUGGAUUCUGUGCUCAAUAAUUAUAAAAAUCAAUCUGAAAAAAGAGAAAAAAUUUUAACAUGUCCAACUCAGUCAGCAAGAACCCACAUUGAAUAGCUAUGACCACCUAAGGUUUCAGAUGAUUUGGACUAUGCUCCCCAAUUCUAGAUCAAGCUUGGGAAAGCUAUACCAAAUGAACCUGUCAGAUGUAAAGAGUAGAUCGAAUUAUAAAACAGGGAGGGAGAAAGAAAACCAAAGCCUUUCUUCACUUCUUGCCAUUCAAAUGUUACAAACAUUCAUUUCAGUUUCAAUUACUGGUCAAGCCUAGCUUUUGGAUCCCCACUCCUAGUGAUCAAGAUGGCAGAACUGUUACUAUUAUGUGUCUUUCACUGUUCAUAGCAAUGGUGUUUCCCUUCUAGCCAAGCCCUAAAGACAAGGAAAUAUUUCAGAACAACUGUUGUGGAACAAAAUUUCCAACUAAAUCUAUCCUACAAAUAAGAGGGGUAGGGUUUUUGUUUUUUUGGAUAUGGGAAACCUAUAUUUUAUAUAUAAUGAACACUUUUUUAUUACUACUCAAUUGUGUAAAUUCAAUGUAUGGUAUACAACUAUGGCAUGUCGACUGUCUUUGUACUGUAGUCAUAAGAAAUAUGAUAUUCAUUUGGUAAAGAGCCACAGACAUCUGUGCUGUCCCAUCAUCUAAUGCAUACCAACAUGCAGGAGGUCACAGGCCUUUGAAUAAGCUUUAUCUCUUCCUCUUUACUUCUUACUUUCCCUUUUAAAGAAACAGUGAGGGUAGAGAGGACUCUAGAUUUAAGAUCCCAAAUUAAGCACUCUUUUUUAUCUGACUUACUGGAGUCUUCUAAUUGUUAGUACAUUCCUAAUCCAAUUUGUCCUGAUUGUUCAAAGGUUUCCAACAUUUUAAAAUAUUGUAUUCUCAACUAUGGGGGUGUAUUUUUUUCCUUCUGCUUCCAUUUCUAUCCCAAACAAUACUGAUACACACUACUGAGAAAUCUAGUUUCAAAGUGUUUGGGAGUUUGUCUUGUUCUUUUUGUUUGUUUAAAUAAGCUUCACUUUUUCAGGUCUUUUCCCCUACUAACCAACUAAAAAUAAACAGUGACAAUGUGACAUGGAGUACCAAUGAUUUCAUAUUAAAUGAGAGGUGUGGCCACUUGGAAAUGGUUGAAAUUAUUCCCACAUUUUUGAUCCUCUUCUUUCUUGGAGAAGCAGAGCUAACAGUUGGUAGAAAGCUUGGGAUAACCCUGGGGUAAAAUCCCUGUUAGAUUUCCUCUUAGGAACUAAGAUGUAAAAUUUUGUGUGUAUGAUUGCUGUCCCUAAAGUGUAUAAUGGUCUCAAAUAUAUAUAUUUUUACACUCUUAACCAUAAUGUAUUUAAAAGGUGUCUAGAAAGCCACCUUUGAAUUCUGUUCCCCAGUCUGUUGAACUGGCUAGCUGGUAGAAUGGGGACAAAAUGGGGAAAAUUCUGAGUUAGUGCCAAUAUUGGCUAAUACUUAUGGAGAUACUUGGAGAUCUGACCAGAUACAUCCUUGGCAAAAUGGAGGUCCUGCUUCUAGUCCAUUUGGUAACUUGUCAUAAAUUACUGUAUUGAUUGCAUGUGUAUUGUUGCCUAUGAAAGAAUUAAUUGUGUGAUAGCAAGCAAUCAGUGUUACUAUUUGUUUGGAAAGUAUUAGAAAACUAUCAUAAUGAAACUCAUUAACAGCAAAAUAGUGUCCCACUUAUUUUCUGAGACCAAGUCCUUACCUAUUAAAUGAGGGGGCCUAAUCUAGAUGACCUCUAAUUUCUUUUCCAGCUCUAGAAUUAUAUCGUUCUAUUUCAGACCUAAAUUAAACUUCACUCCUUUCCCUUAAAUUCCCCACCCUCUAAAUUUCCAACACAUAUUCAUUUUGAAUCUUUUACAGGACUGAGACAAAAAAAAUGAGGGAAAGGUCACAUAGAUUAGUGGCUCACAGGAGAGAGGGCAUCAUUUAAAAUCAAAUCUUCUUUGAAAAGUUCAUGAGCCUUCCUUUAAGGUCUUCAAUAUAAUGACCAGUCUGAAGCUAGAAAUGUGUUUGUGAUAGCAUUUUAUAGAUUUUUCAGCUUAUUUUCCAUAGAACAAUUAGCAUUAUUUUUAGUUUUUCCAAAAAAAAAAUGAAGACAGGAGUUAUAGAUGAAAUUAAAGAGAGCCUUUGUUGGAUUCAUAGUAGGCACUCUAUCUCAAGUUUAAAAUGACUUGUUUUCCAUUUGAAAACUCAAAUGUAUAGCUCUCUAAUUAAAGUAACCUGUAUGGAGUAUGAAAAUAUCACAUUAUGCCCAUAUUAAGGACAGUAUUUCUCAAUAUGUUGAACAUACUUAUAAGACUAUGUAAAUUUAUCAAUAGAAGGCAAGUGUCCUUAAAGAGACUCCAUUCUCUCUCAAAGGUCAUUAGUAGAAGCAAACUAAACUCAAUGAACGAAGUAGGCAUCUGUAUUUGUUUUUUUUUUCUUUUUACAUCUUACACUAACAUAUUUAGCUAGUAAAAAGUGAUCAAUUCCAAGAUAAUGUCUCCAAAUACUUUUUAAAAAUUGGGAAUAAUGCAAUAAGAAAACCCAAUCUAUCUCUGGGUGAAUUACUUCUUACUUAAUAGACCUGUGAUCUCAUUGAUUCUCCAAUGAUGAAGAUUGUAAAUCUUCCAUAUCUCCCCAUCCUGUGUAAUUCUUUCUGAUGUCCUCCUAUAAAUUCUCCACAGAAAACUUCCCCUAGAUACCUUGACAUUACUGGAAUAACACCAUUAUAAUGUACCAUUUCUUAGACAAUGAAUAUUUUACUUUUGUUAAUAAUAUGUUGACUAGUAAGGAAACCUUUUUUGGGGGGGUUGGAAAAUAAGAGUAUAUUCUAGGACAACAAUUCAACAGUAUUCCAGUCAAUAAAAUGUGAAUUUUAAUGUAACUUCUCUUAAAUGGAUCAACAUAUGAAUGUUUUCUUUUCCUGUAUACAUUGUACACAUAUGUAUGUUUGCAUUAAAUAUGAAUUGCAAAUGUAAGACUUCUAUGAAUGAACAUAUUUCCCCUCUAUGACCAUGGCCUGGGUCAAGGGUCAUAAAGCUUUGUUUAAUUCUUGACAGUUUAUAAACUAUGUUGAUUCUAGAAGCAAGAAUUAAAAACACAUUUUUGACAUCAGAUUGAUCUUCUUGAGGAUCAUAAUGUAUCAGUAUUACCCAUUUAGAAUAUUCAUGACCUUAUGAAGGUCGACAAACCCUAUUUCCUUCAUUAUCCCUUGAAACAAGGCAGAAUUUUAAAGUAUGUUAAGGUGAAUGGAGAAGAAAACAAGUUUACAAAUCAACUGAUGAAAACAAGCAAUUUUAGGCUGUAUGUUUGCAAUUUAAAAAAAAGGGUAAAGUCACAGGGGGGAAAUCAAGUCAGGAAAAACACUGAUCUUUGACAUUCCUUUUGAUUUCACAGAACUUGCUAUUUAACCAAAGGGACCAUUGCUAUCUCGACACUACUCAAUGACACCCUCACUUGACAACAGUUCUCUAGGGCUUGCUCAUGCAUUUUAGCAUUGUCUUUCUUAAUUAAGCCCCACUACCAAAUAUAUUACACUCAUGUUGUAUGUUAAAAUCCAAUGUUCUAAACUUGUUUUCAUAUUUAGACUUAUCCCCAUACUUGUCACUGAAAAUGUUUCAUAUCUGCUGAGACAUCAAGGGCUAAGUGCUAAAAUGAGUUGCCCAACAAAUGCAUGAAAGAAGAUUAAAAAAAAAUAAUUAGGAGUCAACAUUUGUAUCCUACCUAUGCACAUAUACACAGGAUGUUUCAGCAAAUUCUCCUGAAUAAUAAAAAGCUUGACAAGUAUACACACACACACACACACACACACACACACUCAUCUGUAAGUGAUUAGAUAAUACAAACAACUCUGAAAGUUGGCUAAACAUGUAAGUACCAUGGAUUUGGCAUAUUUGGAUUUUAAUUUAGAAAAAAAAAUUAGAAUUUCCCUACAUGUUCAAAUAGAUCAACAGCAUUAAGAUCAAUCAUAAUCAAUCAUAAUGCUCCAACUAAACAUUUUUUGCAUUUGGUUAAUCAAUUUCUUAAUGAUGAAUGUAAACCACACCCAGUACAAUUCAUUAGAAAGCAUGCAGAUGAUGUGUGUAUUUCCAACUGGUAAACAUGGUGGAAUAGUGCAAAAAAAGACUGGAUUUGGAGUUACCAGAUAAGGAUUCAAAUUUUAGCUCCAGUAAUUACUUACAAGUUGUGUGAUCAUUCUGACACUUGGUUUCCUCAUUUAUAAAUGGGGAUGAUAAUGCCGACACUACCUACCUCACAGGGUUGUUGUGAGGAAAGUGCUUUGUAAGUUCAAAAGUACCAUACUUGUGAGCUAAUAAUAACUGUCAUUAUUCACCUUUAUUUCAGUUUUGUUUCUGUUCUGUAAAGAAACAUUCCUAGUGCCUAAGAUGAAGAUUGUGUUUCAAGGAGACUUCAAUGGUUAUCACUUUUCUCCUCUUUCAAGAAAUGAUUUGAAAAUGAAAUCCACUCUUCUGUUGGCAAUGGUUAUUGGAAACAACCUUGAGAAAUAUGUCACUCCACAUCUGAGCAAAUGUUGCGUUUCAUUAUGUUUGGACUCCAUUUUUGGGGGAGAUGUACAUUCCUGUUCAUGAUUUUAAAGGAAAGAA